AUGGCUGAAGAGGAUUUUACAUCACAGUCUCUGAUGCUGGAAGUACCCGAGUCGAAUUAUUUGGGUGUUCCUGAUCUCAGUCCAAGUUGCUCAUCCUGGUCUGACAAUUAUGUCUAUGCCACCGACUCUACCACGGGCUCACUCUCACCAUAUCCGCAGCCAAGCAACUUGAAAGCCCAUGAGGAGAGUCAAGUGUCCAACUUGUUGAGCUCGCAGGAUCUCGAGCUCCUCAGUCACUACAUCACACACACGAGCCGAGUCAUUCCGUAUGACCAGGAAGACUUGUAUGCUCUACACGUUGGCAUCCCAAAUCUUGCCUUCAGAAACAAGCCCCUCAUGGCAUCGAUUCUUGCUCUUUCAGCAGCCUGUAAGAGCUAUGACAUUGUGCAACAGUCCCCAGAGCCGUUGGAGAGGCUGGAUGAGUUGCAUGAGCUUCUGUCCCUUGCAGACAAACAUCAUAGAACUUCUCUUCAUCAAAUACAAGGCGCCAUUCGCGACAAGGAGGAGCAGUACGAUCCUGUGUUGGCUAAUGCGGCGCUCAUGGUGCUCUAUGGUUCGUCUAGCCACUGCGUUCGUGUGUUACUGACACAAAUGGCAACUCGUCGCGGUAUAAUACUAGAUGAUGAGCUGCUUCCGACGCAAUCGCAGUGGAUAACUCUCAUCCGCGCUGCGCAUACCGCGUAUACCGGUUUGCUGAAUGGUCCAUCUGAGCAAUUUGACGAUGUGUUCGCCAGCCCUGGUAGCGGCGCAAGUGCCAGCAUCACCUUUGAAACCCCGUCAUCAUCAGUCGACAACGUUUACUUUCCUGAAGAUGGACCGUCCGAAGGAACAAAGCGCUUUUUGUUCCCCAUUGUGUCGGCAACGUACGGGCCAGCGGUUGACAAACUUAUUGCCAGGGCUCAAGGGUUGGAGACCCGCACCACCUCAAUUGCCGAGAGCUCCCACGCAAGCUCCUGUUUUGCCUCGCUCGAUAUUCUGCAGGACAUUUAUAGCACAGUCUUCCUGGGAAAGGAGACGACAGUCGAUGCGGAACCCCCCUUCUUCUACCUGGGGAGGCUGCAGAGCGUGUCGCCGUGGUUAAGAAGCUACUUGGGCCGGGUUACGUCGUCCACAUUGCCCACGCCAUCCAAACCAUUGCGGAGGACCAUCAUGGCAUUCUUGAACCGUGUGCCGUUGGAAUAUCUUCACCUCGUCCAGUCAAUGCUCGACCGCAUUCCCGUGGUUGGCCACGUCAAUUGCAUGGAUUGGGAUGUCUCGAUGUCGGCAGCGACCCCCACGCAGCAGCUAGCAAUAGAUAUUUUUGCGCACUGGCUGAUUCUCGUCAUGCUCCUCGACGGCGUGUGGUGGAUUGGCGGAAUAGGAGAAUGGGAGUUGGGACGCGUGCUGUCCUUUGCCGACGCCCAAGGAUGGGGGAUUGAGUUGACGGAGCCUGGUGAAAGGUGGUGGCCCGAGAGCAUGUAUAAUGUCAAGAAAGAACUGGCAGAACAUGUGGGCAGGCCGUUGUAG
This is a messenger RNA of Pochonia chlamydosporia 170, 1506 nucleotides long. RefSeq names its product C6 transcription factor. Gene Ontology annotation, molecular function: DNA-binding transcription factor activity, RNA polymerase II-specific. The transcript has a single exon. Bases 1 to 1506 code for a protein of 501 amino acids. NCBI's taxonomy places the organism in Eukaryota, Fungi, Ascomycota, Sordariomycetes, Hypocreales, Clavicipitaceae. The record is from RefSeq and is a predicted model, not a curated record. Gene Ontology annotation, biological process: regulation of transcription by RNA polymerase II.